This is a messenger RNA of Hippopotamus amphibius kiboko, 8474 nucleotides long. RefSeq names its product zinc finger protein 304 (gene ZNF304). Gene Ontology annotation, molecular function: DNA-binding transcription repressor activity, RNA polymerase II-specific. Lineage: Eukaryota; Metazoa; Chordata; Mammalia; Artiodactyla; Hippopotamidae. Gene Ontology annotation, biological process: regulation of cytokine production; regulation of immune system process; negative regulation of transcription by RNA polymerase II. The record is from RefSeq and is a predicted model, not a curated record. The transcript has 3 exons. The coding region runs from base 415 to 2400 and encodes 661 amino acids.
GCCGCGACUGUCUGGAGUGGCUGUGGAGGCCGGGCGUCCUGGCUGGGCUGCGCUCUCCGUGCGGCUCUUCGGAACCGAACAGGGAAGGACGAUCAAAAGGCUAGGACCUCUCGCCGCGUCGUUUACACGACCCAUGGUCCUCGCCGUGGGACGGGCCGCCUUGCGCGGAGGUGUCGGCCGGGGCUGCGAUCCUUCCGAGGCCUUGGCACCCGCCCUCCGUCUUCGUCCGCUUCCGGAGGCGGCACCCUGAGCCUGUGCGCCUUUUUGCGGGGGGGGGGGGGGGGAGACUGGCUCGGGGAGCGACAGUCGUCCCGAGGCCACCGCGCCCAGUGGGGGUGUGGGGGUUCGGCUGCUUCCGCGAGCCCGCUCCAGUCGCCAGCUUCUCGACCCGGUUCUGGAAGCUCACAGGAUUCCAUGGCGGCCGCGGCGCCUAUGGACCGGGCUCAGGGCUGUGUGACCUUCGAGGAUGUGUUCGUGUACUUCUCCCGGGAGGAGUGGGAGCUCCUUGAGGAAGCUCAGAGACAUCUGUACCGCGAUGUGAUGCUGGAGAACUUUGCACAUGUGGCCUCCCUGGGUUGUUGGUGUGAAGCAGACAGUGAGGAGGACCCUUCUGAGCAGAGCAUUUUUGUAGAAGGAGUAUCAGAGGUCAGGACUCCUGAGUCAUGUCCAUUUAUCCAGAAAGCCCACCCUUGUGAGAUAUGUGACCCACUCUUGAAAGAUAUUUUGCACCUGGGUGAACACCAGGGAUCAUGCCCUGCACAGAAACUGUACACAGGUGACCCCUGUGGGCGAGGAUUCCUGCUCAGUGAGAACUUUUAUCAGCACCAGAAGCAAUAUAGCGUGAAGAAUCCCAUCAGAGGGGAUGAUGAUGGGGUCUCACUUGUGAAGAGCUGUGCAGUCCACAUGUUAGGGAGACCUUUCACUUGCAGGGAGGAAGGGAUGGACUUGCUGGAUAGCUCUGGCCUCUUCCAGCACCAAAGCACUCACAGUGGAAUGAGUCCCUGCAGAAGGGUUAAGUCCGUGCAGUGUUUUCCACACAGCUCCAGUCUUGGGCUACACCAGGGAGACCAUGAUGAACUGAUGCUUCUCAAUUGUGGUGAUGAUGGGAAAGCCUUCCUAAACACCUUCGCUCUCCUCGACAACCAGAUAACUCAGGCUGAAAUGGGAGCUUUUAGGUGCCUGCCAUGUGGAAAUCUGUCGAAGGAGAAGUCAGCUCUUAUUCAUCACAGAAAAAUUCCUAGUGGAGAAACGUCACAUGUGUGUAAGGUGUGUGGAAAGGCCUUCAUUCACGUGUCUCACUUAAAAACCCAUCAGAAAUUUCACACUGGAAAAAGGCAAUAUACAUGCAGUGAAUGUGGGAAGGCCUUCAGCCGCAAAGACACACUUGUUCAGCACCAGAGGGUUCACACUGGAGAAAGGUCUUAUGACUGCAAUGAGUGUGGAAAAGCCUACAGCAGAAGUUCCCACCUUGUGCAGCACCAGAGAAUUCACACUGGAGAAAGGCCUUAUAAGUGCAGUGAAUGUGGGAAAGCCUUUAGCCGUAAAGACACACUUGUUCAGCACCAGAGAUUUCAUACUGGAGAAAGGCCUUAUGAGUGCAGUGAAUGUGGAAAAUUCUUUAGCCAAAGCUCUCACCUUAUUGAGCACUGGAGAAUUCACACUGGGGCAAGGCCUUAUGAGUGCAUUGAAUGUGGAAAAUUCUUUAGCCAUAACUCCAGCCUCAUUAAGCAUAGGAGAGUUCACACAGGAGCAAGGUCGUAUGUAUGCGGCAAAUGUGGGAAGGCUUUUGGCUGCAAAGACACACUUGUUCAGCACCAGAUAAUUCACACUGGAGCAAGGCCAUAUGAGUGCAGUGAGUGUGGAAAGGCUUUCAGCCGUAAAGACACGCUUGUGCAGCACCGGAAAAUCCACACUGGCGAAAGGCCUUAUGAAUGCGGUGAAUGUGGAAAAUUCUUUAGCCAUAGCUCCAACCUCAUUGUGCACCAGAGAAUUCACUCUGGAGUGAAGCCUUAUGAGUGCAGUGAAUGUGGGAAAUGCUUUAGCCACAACUCUAGCCUUAUUCUACACCAGAGAGUUCACAGUGGAGCAAGGCCUUAUGUGUGCGGUGAAUGUGGGAAAGCCUACAUUAGUAGCUCCCACCUUGUUCAACACAAGAAAGUUCACACUGGAGCAAGACCUUAUGAGUGCAGUGAAUGUGGGAAGUUCUUUAGCCGCAACUCCAGCCUCAUUCUACACCAGAGGGUUCACACUGGAGAAAAGCCUUACGUGUGCAGUGCAUGUGGGAAAGCCUACAGCAGAAGCUCCCAUCUUGUUCGGCACCAGAAAGUUCACACUGGAGAAGGGCCUCAUGAAUGCAAUAGCUUUGGUGGUCCUUUAGCUGCAUCUAUUGAACUUGUUUAGCACCCGGAAAGUUCACACUAUAGAAAGGCCUUACAGAUGCAGAAAAUGUGCUGUGUUCAGGAUGAUGGGACUCACAGCAGAGAAAAGCUCUGUGAGUGCCCUUUGUGAGGGAGCCAGAGGUCAACUCUGUACAGUUGUACAUCCAUCCCGUGGAGAGUCUGGAUAAGUAACACGCAGAUGAGAGUCUCUCAUGAGGUGCAUUGCACUUCCUCAGCUGUCCAGGGCUCUUGACGGAGUUUUGUCACUGCUGGUGCCUGUGGCAGAAGCCAUCUCAUUGCUAUUAAGUUCCCACAGUGUCUGUCAGUUACUCCAGUAUGCUCAGGAAGUGGACCCCUGUGCCGUCUCUCCUGUUCUCUCAAGGGAAACGUAAAUGUUCUGAGCGCAUUGAGGGUCCUUGUUUCCUCCCCAUGACUGGGUUCUGAGUGACCAUGAUCUGCCUGAAAGGAUCUGAACUGCAGUCUGCUGGGGAUUUCCGGACAAGAUUCCCCUUCUUCCUGGACAAUGUUGACUGUAACAUGAUAGCUGUGACUUAUUUAUCGUACUUCCAGGUCACCCAGCUUUGGAACUCCCUGCCCCAUGCUACUCUGGUUCAUGCAGUGAUGAAGGCCUGCUAUGGCAGUCUUUACUCUGGGAGGUCAGUUCACUGUGUGGAUUGAGAAAAAAUUGGGUUUUACCAACAUGAAGGGAGGAACACCUUUUGUUGGCACCAGCUUUAAGUGCCUCAGAGGGGACAGCAGGGUGGCAGAGAACAGCUCUCAGUCUAGUUUGGCCUAGUUUGCAUGGUUGCCCAAGGCUUACUAGGAAAGACUAAGAGCUUUGUGUACCUAAUCCUGUGGCCUAGAAGUCGGGAUUUCCUGUGGGCCCAUAGUUCAUUCUGAGGUGGACAUCGUUUGUGUGGAAAGCCUCCAGUGCUUCUAGAAGCUACAUGAGUUGGGUCCUUUGUUCCUAGGGAAUGUCCCAUAUUCCCCAGCACUUUUGAGGGAUUUCUGUCUCCUGAACUUGUACAGGAGCCAGUCCUUGAUGUCCAGAAUCCCAUGGGCAAGUAUCAUUGAUCGGAAGGCUAACGGGCAAGGUGGGAAUCAUAGUUGGUACAGAAACACUGAGAUCAUGGAGUGGGGAUGACUCUGGCUCGUGAGAGGAUGUGUAUCUAUUCUAACGGAGGCAUCUAUAAAUAUCCGUGCAAUUUUGGCUGUAUGGCAUGAAAGUGUACAGAAAUUCUCAGGAUCUUCAGACAUCUGAGUCUCCUGUGGCCAACGCACUGUCACAGUAAGUAAUCUAAAGGUUUGUGGAUUCCUGUACCUCCUAGGCUGUUAACAUCAUGGCCAUCACUGCACAGGCAGGAACCCCAGCAUUGACAAAAGAGAGAUCCAGGGAUCAGGCUUCUCUGACCCAGCCAACAUUGCUAGUGACUGACGUGGCCAUGGAUUCCAUUGCUGUCCAGUUUUUGCUGAUAUUGAGGCAGGGUUCAUCCCUCUAAAUUGUGGGGAGAGAGGAAUAUGGUAGAACGAGAACAGUUGGCAGAUGUGACUUCCCAAGAGGAAUGCUAAAUAUGGAUUUUUAUGAGGAACAUUUAGUUCUUAACAUCUUUAUUAAGGUAUUGUGACACAAAAUAAACUGCAUGUAUGUAAAGCAUAAAACGUGUUAUAUUUUACCCUGUGUAUAUACUGAUGAGACCACACAAUCAAGAUAAUGGAGAGAGAUAUCAGCACAACCAGAAGAUUCCUCCUGUCCCCUUAUAAUCCUUUCCUCCCAGUCCUUUCUACCCCCUUUUCCACAGUUCACAAGUAAUCUCAAGGAUUUUGUAGAAUUUCAUAUAAACAGAAUCCUAUGGUAUAUACUUUCUGGGGAAUGGGGACUCAGGCAUUUUUCACUAACCAUAACUAUUUCGAGAUUAAGCCAUAUUGUUACAUGUAUCAAUUGUUCAUUUGUAUUGUUGAGUAUUAUUCCAUUGUAUGGAUAUACCACAUUUGUUUUUUUAUCCAUUUGCCUGUUAGUGGAUGUUUGUGUUGUUUCCAGUUUUUGGCUGUUAAAAAUAAAGCUGCUGUGAAGAUUUCUGUAUAAGUUAUCACUGAAUAACAUUCCAUUGUAUGGAUGUAACACAGUUUGCUUAUCCAUUCACUGACUGAGGGAUGUCUUGAUUGCUUCCAAGUUUUGGCACUUAUGAAUAAACCUGCGUUAUGCCCUUUGUGUAGGUGGACAUAAGUUUGUGUACAUAAAUUUUCAGUUUGCUUGGGUUCAAGCCAAGGAGCAUGAUUUGUUGAGUUAUAUAGUAUGUUUAGUUUUGUAAGAAACUGUCUUCCAAAGUGGCUGUAUCAUUUUGCAUUCUGACCAGCAGUAGGUGAGGGUUCCUGUUGCUCCAUGUCCUCGUCGGCAUUUGAUUUUUGCCAUUCAGCUAGGUGUGUUGUAAUAGUAUGUUGUUGUUUCUUUAAUUUGCAAAUUCCCUAAUGACAUGAUGAAUAUCUUUUCAUAUUGUUUUAACUGUGUCUCUUAAAUUUUAAAAGAAAUUUUAAAUUUUAGUGAAGUCCCAAAUACUCAGUUUUUCUUUCAUGGAUUGUGUUUUCGGUGUUGUAUCUAAAAACUCAUUGCCAAAACUGAGCAAGGUCUACAUUGUCUCUUGUGUUAUCUUCUAGGUGUUCUAUAGUUUUGUAUUUAGGUUUGUUAUCCAUUUUGUGAAAGUAUAUGUGAAAGGUGUAAGAUCUGUGUCCGGAUCACUUUUUUAAAGCCUCAUUUUUUAAGAAGACUAUCCUUUCUCCAUUCCUUUGCCUUUGCUCCCUUUUCAAAGAUCACUUGACUACAUUAGUGUGGUUGUAUUUCUAGACUCUCUCUUCAAGUUUUUCCCACUUAUUGCAAUAAUCAUGGUGUGGCUUUAGGGGAUGGGGUUUCUUGUUAUCUUUUUCUUUACAUGGCAUGUUCCAUUAAUUGAUAUUCAAAUGUUAAAUCAACCUUGCAUUUCUUGGGAUAGAUCUCUCUGGGUCAUGUUGUAUAAUCCUUUGUAUAUGUUGCCAAGACAGUUUUCUGAUACUUGGUUAACGUAUUUUACAUCUAUAUAGAUGAAUGAUCAUGGGUUUGUAGCGUUGUUUUCUUGUGAUAUGUCUGUAUCAGUGUAAUUCUGAUCUCAUAUAAUAUGUUGGGAAAUAUUUCCUCCUUUAUUUUCUGGAAGAGUUUUUGAAGGAUCAGUGAUAUUUCAUUUUUAAAUGUUUGCAGGAAUUCCUUAAUGAAGGCACCUGAGCCUGGAAUUUUCUUUUGAGAAGAUUUUCAGUAAAACUACUUAGUAGAUUUCUGUAUAAAUUGUCUACUUAUGUCAGAUUUGAUCAUUGUUGGUGUCUUUCUAGGUAUUUGUCCACUUUAACUAAAUUGUCUGAUUUGGGAGGAUUAGGAUUUGUUUAUAAUAUUCCCUUAUGUUACUUUUAAUUUCUGUAGGGUCAUUGGUGUCUUUGUUCCUGAUUUUGUUAAUUUGUUGUUUUUUUUGUCAGCCAAACUAGUGUUUUGUCAAUUUUGUUGAUCUUUUGAAGGAACCUUUUUUUCUUUCAUUGAAUUUUUUUUUUAUUAAUUAAUUUUAUUUUUGGCUGUGUUGGGUCUUUGUUGCUGUGUGUGGGCGUUCUCUAGUUGCAGCUGGGGUGGGGGUGGGGGGUGGCGCUACUCUUCAUUGCCAUGUGCGGGUUUCUCAGUGUGGUGGUUUCUCUUGUGGAGCAUGGGCUCUAGUAGUUGUACAUGGGUUCAGAAGUUGUGGCUCGCAGGCUCUAGAGCACAGGCUCAGCAGUUGUGGUACAUGGGCUUGUUGCUCCGAGGCAUGUGGGAUCUUCCGAGACCAGGGCUCGAACCUGUGAUUCCUAACCACUGUGCUGCCAGGGAAUUCCCUCUUUCAUUGAUUUUUAAAAAAUGUUUUUUCUGUUUCAGUGUUUUGUUAUAAUCUUUAUUGUUUCCUUUCUUAUCCUUGCUUUGGGAUUAGUUUGGUCUUAUUUUCCAGGUUUCUUAAUAUGGAAUGUUAGAUUAUUGACCUCAUUCUUCUUUUGUAAUAAGCUGUGUAAAGCUAUACGUUUCCCUCUAAUCAUUUUAGUUGUAUCAUAUCAAUUUGUGUAUGUAGCAUUUUUAUUUUCAUCCAGUUCAAAAUAUUUAUGUUUUUAAAAUUUCCCCUGUAAUUUCUUCUUUUACCCAUAGGAUAUUUGCUAGUGUGUAGUUUAAUAAGUGUCUUUCUAUUAAAUUUUCAGGGAUGGUAUUGCAGAGCAGGAGGAAUGCUUUUGCUUUUUCCAUCAAUGGCCCAAGUGUUACUUUUGAAAUAGGCAAAAUCUGUGGGUUAUUUGAAAUACCUUCCACUCUUAGGAAGACAUUGAGCUAUACUCUUUGGUGUUUUGGAGAAAGAGUAGCACCCAUAUCUACCAGGAACUGAUGAGGUUGAGCACCUAUACUUAAUUCAUCUUGAGUGCUGAAAGAAUAGAGCAGGUUAUUGGGCACUUUUCCUUCCUCAGAGCACCCUGCCUGCUCUGAUUUGAGGGAUUUUCUUUGUACUGGUUUUUCUUCAUAAGAUGGGAGAAUCUUUUUUCCAGUUCCCCUCCUAUUUACAGUAUUUACAAGCAUCCUUGUCAAUAGGUGGUUGGUUGGGACGUGGGCCCCUUAGCCCUGCUGAUCUGGAGGAACACGUGUUUUCUUCGAAUCCUGUCUUGUAAAUAUGAGCUGCCAGGUUUUGUAGUUCAACUAAAGGGGUAAUUUUUCUAAGUUCUGUUUGUAAUUUAGGUCUAUAAUUUCAGGUUUAACACCACUGGUAAAAUGACCUGAAACAGCUGCUCUUACAUCAGCACCUCUGUGACUCCCAACUGUUGAAAUUAGGGAUUUUUUCUAGUCUGUCCUGAAAAUCUCCUAAAGUUUAAAGAAAUUUUUGUUUUAGUUCUUAAAUUACUACACAAUCGAUUUUUGCUGUUAAUACUUCAGGUAUGGCUUUUAGGAGACUUGGACCUACUUUCUUGACCUUUCUAUGACCCUCAGGUUUAUUGUGGAAAGAGAACUCCUGUCAGUCCCUUCCUGGUCAGUCCAAUCAGCUUUUGCUACCUUUGAUUUAGCAUCUUAGGUUCCAACGAACAUAUAUAUAAGUUGUAUAAGUUAGGUGACCUUGGCAGGUGUACCCUAAAGAAUUCUAAAAAUUUUAAUGACUACUUGGUGGUGUUAUUUGGGUUGAAGAGAAUCUUUAGUUAUACCUUUUUUUUUUUUUUUUUUAAUUUUGGCUGCACCAGGUCUUAGUUGUGGCACUCAGGAUCUUUAAUUGCAGCAUGUGGACUUCUUAGCUGCAACAUGUAGACUCUCAGUUGCAGCAUGCAUGUGGGAUCUAGUUCCCCACCCAGGAAUUGAACCCAGCCCCAUGCAUUGGGAGCACAGAGUCUUAUGCACUGAACCACCAAGGAAGUCCCUAAUUAUACCUCUUAGUUAGCUCAGGUCCAAGGUUUAAAUUCUGUAACUUUCUGCAUGCCAAACUCAUAGGUGGGGUGGCUCUUUAGAGGUAACUGGCAUUUGGGUUUUAAGAGAGCCAUUGGGAAAAGACGAUGAAACUGAGUCUCCCUAAAACGAAGUUCCCCUGCUGAGUUUAUGAUUAACCUCUGUAUCCAAAACUCUGUUCCCAUUCUUGUCCCCUUCUACCUCAGUCCUCUGUUAGCUGAACACUAAUCAACCAGAGUCAGAUGACUAAAAGUGCUGUUGUUGGUAACAUUGUUAAUAUACAGACCAGGGUGUUUCUCCAGGGCAAGAUGAUGUAACAGAACUUCCAGGUCGUGGACCACCAGACCAAAGACUCAUAAACCAUAGGCAUCCUUAUUCCUGAAACUAUGAUUAAGAAAUGUCACAAGAUGAUGAUUAACCCCAGCUUCUUUGUUGUUCCCCUCUAAAAGCCUCCUGUCACUGAUUGGCUGUCUUCCAGGACUGGGGCCUGAACACUGAUUGGCAGAAAGUUCUAGAAGUUUGGGCUAUGAAUUAUUUGCUAAUAUUCAGAAGCUUGAGUUUACUGGGGUGAGGCUGUUGCUGACUGGCUGGCUUUCACAGCAUAUCUGAAGUUAUCUCUAAUAAAUCAUGUUUUCUUGUUCAAGAUUUUG